AAUUCAGACGACCUGCUGGUGGCUUCGGCCGAGUGUCCCAGCGACGAUGAGGACCUGGAGGAGUGUGAGCCGAGUACCGACUACAGAGAUGGGUUUCUGCAGGAAGUUUGGGAACAAGCAUUUGAUUGUUCAUUUCCAAAAUCAGAGUUACAAGAAAUGGAGAGUAGAAAAUGCACUGGGGAGAUGAAGCUAAAGGAUCUUCCUGGACCUGCCUUUGAAAUGGAAAUGACUGGCCAGAGCUACAGUAUCUACAAUGCUGUUUAUUCUGUGGCUCAUGCUUUGCAGGAUCUAUACAUGUUGAGGUUCAAUAGGAAGACAACUACGAUUCGUAAAAAAACUGAUCUUCCAAAUCUGCAGGCUUGGCAGCUCCAUUCAUUUCUUCAAGGCAUUUCUUUUAACAAUUCAGCUGGGGAGAGAGUGUUCCUGAAUGAGAAAGGGGAAGCAACAGGUGGAUUUGACAUCACCAACUUGAUCACUUUUCCAAACAGAUCCUUUCAGAGAGUCAAAGUUGGAAAGAUGGAUCUCAAGGCACCAAAGGGGAAGGAAUUACUCAUUGAUGAAGAUGUGAUUGUCUGGCACCCAGCUUUUAACCAGGUUCUUCCACUUUCCAGAUGUAAUGACCCUUGUUUCCCUGGAUCCUGGAAGAAAAGGAUUGAGGGAAAUCAAUUCUGCUGCUUUGACUGUGUUCCAUGCCCAGAAGGGAAGAUUUCAAACCAAAAUGAUAUGGAUGACUGUUUUGAAUGUUCAGAAGAUCAUUAUCCAAAUGAAGAAAACAAUGGAUGUAUCCUGAAACCAGUGGUGUUCCUAACUUUUGAAGAAACCUUAGGAAUUGGUUUGGCCUCAGUUGCUCUUUGUUUCUUAUUCUUGACAGCUUGGGUACUUGGAACUUUUAUACAGCACAGGGAUACUCCCAUUGUCAAAGCCAACAACCGGUCCCUCACCUACACCCUGCUUGCCUCUCUUCUGCUCUGUUUUCUCUCUUCUUUGCUCUUCCUCAGCCAACCUGGCAAAGUGACCUGCCUUCUCAGACAAUCAAUGUUUGGUGUCACUUUCUCAGUGGCUAUUUCUAAUCUCUGUGCAUCUCCAAUGCGGGCCGUGAACUUUAAUGACGGCCAGCCUUUUCAAGGAAUAAGCUAG
Messenger RNA from Pantherophis guttatus, 1137 nucleotides. The record is from RefSeq and is a predicted model, not a curated record. NCBI's taxonomy places the organism in Eukaryota, Metazoa, Chordata, Lepidosauria, Squamata, Colubridae.